This is a messenger RNA of Arvicola amphibius (Eurasian water vole), 3006 nucleotides long. It is a transcript of the gene Itprid1, whose product is annotated as ITPR interacting domain containing 1. NCBI's taxonomy places the organism in Eukaryota, Metazoa, Chordata, Mammalia, Rodentia, Cricetidae. Bases 1 to 3006 code for a protein of 1001 amino acids. The transcript has 13 exons. The record is from RefSeq and is a predicted model, not a curated record. Gene Ontology annotation, molecular function: signaling receptor binding.
AUGAUGAUGGAGAAGCUACAAGGUUCUGACACCCUCAGAGCAGGUCUGGAAAAGAGCAAGAGAGAGAUCUUAAGGCAUACCAAGAGAGCAUGGACACCUAUGGAUGGGCAUCCACUUCCUGGCUCUGAGGAGGAAAGCACAAUGGUCACCAUGCAUGUGCAAGAAAAUUCCAAGCAGGAAAGCAUCCAGCAGUGGCUGGACUCUGGAUACUUUGUCUCUGGAAAUGAAAACUUCCAGCAAGCCAUCAACCAUUCUGCUUCCUUGCACGAACAAGGGAUGGUUCAAAUGACCGUGAAAGACUACAUGAGAUCUCUGCACCAGUUCUCAGAGACACCUACCCUGUCCAGAGGGACUAGUUUCAACUCGUGCUAUUCCGCCACAGGUGUACCACAAAGCAUUCCUGAAUGGUUGGAAUUUUGGGAAAAAGACCCUGUGGAGAUUCUCUUGGAUCUGGGCUUUGGUGCUGAUGAGCCAGAUAUAUGCACACAAAUCCCAGCCAGAUUCCUUGGGUGCAGCUCAGUAGCCAGAGGAAUCAACAUCCGUGUUUUUCUUGAAGCACAGAAGCAGAGGAUGGACUUCGAGAAUCCUGACUUGUAUGGCAGGUUCCGACAGUUGGAAAUCCUGGAUCAUGUGACCAAUGCUUUCUCAUCUUUGCUGAAUGAUGUUAACACCACCCAGAGCCAAGAUGAAGAGAAAGUUGGAAGAGAGGGUGUGCAAAACCCCACAUCGAGUGGAGUUAAAGAGCAUCGGAGAAGAAUGAGUCAACUUUUAAAGAGAACUUCAAGACAGACCAUCAGGAGAGAUGGCAACCCAGCACUGUCAGAAUCAUUCAAGACAGAAGACAGGAUUUCUACUCUGCCCACAAAGCCGUGGGAGUCUAGGCUGGGGCUACAAUUGGCUUCCACUAGCCAUGAUGGAGGUCACGUGCCUUCUUCAACAGAACAUGGUUCUGCCCAAGUCUGCAAUGACUUGUCCCCUUGUCUCCCUCCACAUGGUCUUCUGGACAAGCAGUUGGCAAAACAGUCUCCUCAUACCAGAGUGCCUGAGGGGGCAGUUAGGAGGAAAAUUUGGAAGGAGAAAUGGAUUCCCAUGGACAAGCUCAAGAAUUUGUCUCACGUCGUGAGUAAAGGAGUCGACUCCUUUGAAAUGGAGGAGGUCCAAAGCUUUGAUGAAGACACUGGCAACCCUCUUAACCUGAUUUCAGGAAUUGCAGGCUCCCGUGUGGACAGAACAAACAGCUGUCAGUCGGAUAGCAGCGGGUUUUUGGAGGAGCUGCCAGAGCCCCACCCCUGCCAGGUAUCUUCCUUGCCAGGAAAUCAGAGUCCCACUGAGUAUAAAGGUAGCAAACCAAAGGAUCGGAGUCAUAGGCCACCAUCAUGGCAUGACUGUCAGCAAGAGUCCAGUGACUCUAAAUUCCAGAGCACGGUGAGCUCAUCUUUUUCAAGUCAUGCUGGGAGUAUCUUGGAAAGAAAGGUCUCAGCAUCUGUGGAGGAGAAAGAGCUUCAACUUGAGGCCAUGGAAGGGCGACUAGAAAUAGUCAACCCAGACAUGACACUCACCAAGACCAUGAUGGUGGAAGACUACCAAGAGCAUCUUGUUGGAACUGUAGUCACUUCUACAUGUGACAACACAAUAGGGAUCAUGGUGAAUCCUGUCACAGAAAAGGAAGAUAGGUCUCUGAGGCAUAAGGAUACUGGGAAAUUGCUGAUACAAGGAUAUCACUUUGAAUCACCAAGGUCAUCCGGGAUGGAUCAGACUCCAGACAAUUUCUAUCAUGUGGACUCUGAGAUCCCAGGAACAGAGGACAGCAGCAAGGUCUGCCCUGACACCAAGCGAAGUUCAGUGGUACAAGAGAGGCUAACCCAGCCCUCUCAGCAGCACAGAGGAGCCAUGUCCUGGAGCGGUGACCUUGUUCGAAACUCUGAGAAGUCAAUUCCCCACCUUGAUAAGCCACCUGGAGGUGCUCCCACUCACUCAAAUGCUGCCAGCUCUUGGUCUGUGACAACCCACAUGUCCUCCAAUCUGGUGUCCACUGCUCAGAGUGUUUCAGACUUGAGGACCUGCCACAAAGGACCAGCUUUGGAAGGCAGUCCCUGUGACCCUGUUAAUACCAUAGACCUGAGACCGCAGACGAAAGCAAAGCAGGUCAAUGAUGUUGCCAUUCAGACUUAUGCAUAUGAAUGCAAGCCCAGUCCCUCACACAAUAAGGCCUUAAAUGGUAGACCCUGGCCCCUCACCAAAUCCAUCUCUUUGGACACAGGUUUUCCUAGCACCUGCUCAACAGACCUCUGCCACAUCAUACCUGCCCACUGUUGUGUCUACUGUCAUCACUGUCCCAACUGCCAGGGGAGGAGGCAAAGCCCUGGCCCAGAACCCUCUCUUUGCAGGCAUUUCCUGUACUCACAUGCAGAGGAUCCUGAAGCCCGGUUCAUGAAGACAUUGAAAAUACUUCAGGAUACUACUGUGAGGGACUUGUGUUCUGGCACAGUCUAUCAGAUGGAAACCAUGAAAAUGGUGUGCCAGAGUUUCCAGGAGCACUUAGAGGAAAUCGAGCAGCACUUCGUGGAACAGCAGGCACUCUUCCACAGGGACAUGUCAGAAGAGGAAAGGGAAGAGGCUGAGGACCUGAGGACUUUACGAGAGGCCCUGAGGCAGCAGGUUGCAGAGCUGGCAUUUCAGCUAGGAGACCGAGCCAGGCAAAUCAAAGAAGGGAUCCUACUGCAUCUUGACCGACUCUCCGAGGAACUACCUGAACACUAUGCAAAUCUGCAACAGUGUAAUUGGACAGAGGGAAGACAUGGCCAGAGGUCAUGUGUUCAAACCCACACUGUGGUCCCUGAUUCUGUCCUUCCUGCCAGCUGUGGGCAGCAGACUCCCUGCUUGGGGGUGAUACAGCCAUUUGGUCUUGGUCACUCUGACCUUGAGAUCAGAGGUGGGAUGUCUCUACAGUCACCAACUAUGACAGAGUCAGGUCCUGGUCCUUCAUCAAGCAGUGCUGGAGAGUAA